AGUUGGCACUGUGUGAAUCCUCGCACCGCUUUGCUUGUAAUCGUGCGGAAUUAAUCUAAACCCUUUCGAUAGCCGGUCCCGCCUCGACACACCUACGCAGCCAGCAGAUGAAUAAGAUUCUUCGUAAAUCAUCUUAUUACAACACUUUCGAUUUGCAACUGAUAUGGUUUGUUAGGUGCGCCAUUUUAAUUAACGAAACAAGCAAACGGGCGUUCGAAGGACUGGCUUUAACUGAAAACAGUGGGCGGAAAGCUUUUUUUUCUUUCAAAUUUCACAAAUGGCUUCACAUUAUCAGCUUAAUUAUCUCGCUUUGUUUAUUGUCCAGAAACAAUGGAAAAAUGACCCAUCCCGUAAUAUCCUUCACCUUCACGUCCGGUUGUAACAUUAAUGUGUAAUUAUCGGUUUAAUAUUUGUAUGCGUUACGUUUUUACAAAAUUGAUAACGGUUGUGAAGUUGUGCUGUGGGUCCUAACUCUAAUCUGAAACGAACAUCUUGAUAUUAUAUCACGCAGGUGUAUCGACGUGACGUGGCUUAUCGAUCACGAAAUCGCGCGUGAGUACAUCGAUGGAUGGGAUUCAUUUUAAUUAAGACAAUAAAUUUCACGCUACAUAAACAUGCUCGGUGUUGGGUCAUAAAUUAUGCAUCAGCUUGCAUGAUGGCAACGUCGGUCGAAGGAAAAGCUUUGGUUAAUAUUGAUAUUACGGGUUUACGUAGUACUGCUGGACGUUGAUGAAAUUCGUUCAGAAGUUAUUGGGGUUUUGGCAUUGAAAGUAGCCCUGUAGUGGCCGUAGACAUCCGUUAUGUUUGGAUGGAGUCGAAUUUUAGAACUUCUGCUAACCCAUACAGACCUGUACGAUGUUAUUAAUUUGCAUCUGUUUAUAUUGAGAAUAUGUGGAGAUCUGUUCGUGUGUCGAAAUCGAAGCACCGGUCAGUUGUACAUUUCGUGGAAGAGUUUUGCCUGUUUUAUAGCGCAGUUGCUAUGUUUGCUAGCGCUUGUCAUUGGAGGCCAUUUUGCGUACAAGAAGUUCAGCGAAAAGGAUGCAACGUAUCUUCAUCAAGGGACCAGUGUGUUGAUUCGAAUAUCGGGCGUAUUUGCCAUUGUGAUCUCGAUCAGCAAUGCGAUGGGUGGGCGAAGAAUAUGGACCAUCUUGGAAUGUUUUGAUAAGUUUGACAAGCGGAUGAUCAUGCUCAAGGCAGCUGUCGAUCAUCGUGCACAGAAGCUGGUGAUUAUGUUAUGGACGGUGAUACUUUGCCUCGGUGUUACAGUUUUUGUCGUGAUGUUCAUGUUUGCAAUCGUCACCAACUAUUCCAGUGCGGUGCUGCAGUUCGUUACAAUACUGCAGAUAGCUAUCUUCGUGGUAGUGAUCGUUGCGAUGCUAUGUCAAAUGGUGAUAGUGGUGUAUAUGGCAAGCUGUAGAUUUUAUCAUCUGCGUCGAUUUUUCGAAGUGAACUUUCUCCCGCUGAAACCCACUGCUUCGUUCAUGGUGAGCGAAUUACCCACUGUCAAUCAAUUUCGGCGUCUUACCGAUUCCGGACUGUUUUGUACAGUGAUGGAACUGUUCCAUAUACUGCGUGAAUCAAUGCGACUCGUGCACGAAGCCUAUUCCGUGCAGUUGCUAAGCAUGACCGUAUCGAACAUUCCGUCCCCGACGUUGGCAAUGUUUGGGAUGUAUCGUUCGUUUAUGACGUCGAAUUAUGAAAUGCAAAACUUGAUUGUUACCAUGUUUCUGUCGAGCAUUAUGUAUCUGAUGUCGUACUUUAUGCUGAUUUUUCUUUCCGCCCAAAUUAAACGCGAGACUUUACAGCUGAUUAAAUCGUUUCAUCACUUUACAAAUCUUUACAAUGUCGAGUUCGAAAGGAUGGUGAAGAUCAGCGCAGGUCAGAUUUACGAUGGUAGUCAUACGGUGCAUCUCGGACCUACGGAGUUGAACUGGAAACUAGCGUUUUCUAUGAUGGGCACUAUGAUCUCUUACUUAGUCAUUUUAAUCCAGUUUGAUCGUAGUGGCGUUGGUGCGUCGUCUAUGUAG
This is a messenger RNA of Anopheles funestus (African malaria mosquito), 2027 nucleotides long. RefSeq lists its product as uncharacterized. The transcript has 3 exons. Gene Ontology annotation, biological process: sensory perception of taste. The record is from RefSeq and is a predicted model, not a curated record. Bases 801 to 2027 code for a protein of 408 amino acids. NCBI's taxonomy places the organism in Eukaryota, Metazoa, Arthropoda, Insecta, Diptera, Culicidae. Gene Ontology annotation, cellular component: axon; dendrite; membrane.